AUGGCGCUACCUUCGUAUUUUGCGGAUGCCGUGCGAGACUGUGUUGUGCGUUUCCCACUCAAACAUACUCCGCCUACGACUACACUCUGUUAUGGUACGGCCGGGUUUCGAACAACAGGAUCUGUGUUACCCCCAGUUGCGGCCCGAGUGACUUUUGUGGCUGUUCUUCGAGUUUGGUGGGCAAUUCAACAUAUAAAGACCACUGCUGGAUGUUCGCUUGGCUGUAUGAUUACAGCCUCUCACAAUCCUGAACCUGAUAAUGGGAUGAAGUUGAUUGAUAUUGAUGGGGGUAUGUUAACGAAAACAUGGGAAGGUGUGUGUACAGAUGUAGCUAAUACGAGAACUGCUGAAGAGCUUCUCAAAAUAUUAGAGGAUUGGGUAUCAAGUAACAAUAUCUGUGUUCCAUCACCGCAGGAACUGGAAGCUCGCUGUCCACACGCUGUGAUUCAUCUCGCACGUGACUCACGAAGUUCAGGAGUGGAAAUUCUCGCUGCGAUACAAAAUUCUUUACAAGCACUUCAUGUAUCAUCAAUCGAUUAUGGUAUAAUCACAACUCCGCAUCUUCAUUAUAUGGUGGAGCGUGCCAAUAAACCAUCUGUAGGAGGAAAAUUAUCAUUUUCUGCUGAUUUUGGACCAUCUCUCUAUUGGCGUGACCUUCUUUCAGCUCUAAAGGUAUUAUUAUCCACACUUGUAAGUCCCUCACAGGGAAAGCGAAAACGUCAAAAAAUUGUAGUGGAUGCAGCAAAUGGAGUUGGUGCACUUGGUUUAAUGUCUCUUAUUCAAAUAUCACAGGAAUCAUCAUCUAGUAUAUUAGAUGAAUAUUUUGAUAUUAUUAUUGUGAAUGAUUCUCUUGAUCAAGGUAAGUCUCUUAACCAUAUGUGUGGUGCAGAUUUUACCCAAAAGACACGUUCACCAGCAAGUGAAAUGACGAAAUGGGCUAUGGCUUACGAGCAGCAAAAUUCUAAAAAUCAAGAAAAUGGAGAAGAAAAGGAAGAAGUUCAUUACUACUCUUUAGAUGGAGAUGCUGAUCGUGUUGUGGCCUUUUUUCAUGAUCAUACUACUAGUGGUAGUAGUGGUGGUGUUUGGCAUCUGCUGGAUGGGGAUCGUAUCUCUAUUUUGUAUGCAAUGGCCCUUCGGCAUUGGCUUGGAAAAGACGUACUUCAUUCACUUGAUGUAGGAGUCGUGCAGACGGCGUACGCCAAUGGUGCUUCUACCGACUACCUAGAGCAACAACUAAAAUUAAAUGUUUAUUCUUCGGCUACAGGUGUAAAGCAUCUUCACUCAAUUGCCCAUAAACGAGAUAUUGGAGUCUAUUUUGAAUCGAAUGGACAUGGAACUGUGUUAUUUAACCAAAAGAGUAUUCGUUCAAAACUUGAAUCUGGUUCUAUGAACUCAGAAACAGAGGUGGUAUUAAAAUACUUGCCUUUGCUGCUUUCUCAAGUCUGUGGCGAUGGAAUUGCGGAUGCCCUUGCCUGUGAACUCGCCCUCUUGGCAUUACAGAUGAGCUUUAAAGACUGGCUUCACCUCUACGUGGAUCGACCCUCACUGCAGGGCAAAGUGAUCGUCCCAGACCCAAAAGUCAUUACAAAUACACCAGACGAGCGACGGGCAUUAACACCGCCAGGGAUGCAGGAGGCGAUUGACGCCGCUGUGAUGGCUACGAGCUCCGCUACGCAAUCCGCGGCAAGAGCAUUUGUGCGGCCAAGUGGUACAGAACCGCUGGUGCGACUCUAUGUGGAGGCAAGCGAUGAGGCAGCCUGUCAGAAGUUAAUUGCAGAAGUCGAAGACGCUGUAAAAAAAUAUUGUGGGUCUUCAUAG
Molecule: messenger RNA, 1818 nt
Organism: Trypanosoma theileri
Lineage: Eukaryota; Euglenozoa; Kinetoplastea; Trypanosomatida; Trypanosomatidae
Product: phosphoacetylglucosamine mutase
Exons: 1
Coding region: 1-1818 (605 amino acids)
Biological process (GO): carbohydrate metabolic process; UDP-N-acetylglucosamine biosynthetic process
Molecular function (GO): phosphoacetylglucosamine mutase activity
Source: RefSeq, a predicted model, not a curated record